AUGGAAUCGCAAAGCAAGCGCGUCGCCGUCAUCGGUGCAGGGCCUAGCGGUCUCGUCGCCAUCAAAGAAUGCCUCGCAGCGGGCCUGGAAGUGCAGUGCUUCGAGCGCGCGCCCGCGCUUGGCGGGCUCUGGCUCUACAACCCGGAUCCGACAGCCGAGACGAGCUCCGGCAUGUACCCUGGCGUCAUGCUCAACUCCUGCCGAUUGACCACGGGCUACAGCGAUUUCCCGAUUGACCCGGCGCGGUACCCGAUCUACUACUCCCACAAGCUCCAUCUGCGGUACUUGAACGAGUACGCGGCGCACUUUGCACUCGAGAAGCACAUCCGCUACGAGACGACAGUUGUAGGAUGCGCGCCUCGCAAAGAGGGCGGAUGGGAGGUGAGGGUCCGUAGGGGAAGCGCAGAGGAUGGCCACGGGGAGGAAGUGUUGGCGUUCGAUGCUCUGAUUUGCGGUACCGGCAUUAUCAGCAAGCCCUUCAUCCCUGAGUACAAGGGAAGAGAGGUUUUCAAGGGUGAAGUGCUACACAGCCGUUCCUAUCGCAAGCCAAGCGCCUACGAGGGCAAGAAGGUCGUUCUUGUCGGUCUUGGGUCUUCGGCUAUCGACGUUGCGUGUGAAGUUGGCCCGCUGGCAAAAGAGCUUACGAUCGUCAACCGUCGAGGUGCUUGGAUCCUGCCUCGAUUCGUUUUGGGGAAACCGACAGAGGCGUGGGACAGCCGCAGCAGCCAGAUAUGGCUUCCUGCCAGCGUCCAAGAGUGGCUUUUUGAGAAGAUACUCAACCAUGCCCAAGGCAAGAUGCCACCGGAACUUCAGCCAGAUCACGGCCUCAUGGCACAGAACGCCACCCUACGAAGCGACUUCAUCGAGAAGCUGCAGACCGGUAUCUUCUCCCUUCGUCGCACCGCGAUCGCCUCCUUUACCGAGACCGGCGUCAUUCUUGAGAAUGGCGAUUCGCUUGACGCCGACGUAGUUAUUCUUGCCACUGGGUACCACAUCGUCGACCAACCGUACCUCCCACCAGGCGCGCUUGCCAGUAAGGAGGCGCCAGCUCCACAUGUGGACUUGUACAAGUCAAUCGUAUCGCCCACUUGGAAAGACCUGUACAUCAUGGGUCAGACCGAGCAAGCCGGACCCGUGACGCCAGUCUCCGAGGCGCAGGCCCGAUACAUUGCUGCCGUCAUCAAGGGAAGCGUGAAGUUACCCGAUGAGGAGGAGAUGAUGCUGGAGAUCCGCACGCUGAGGGGUUGGCGGAAGAAGCACAUGAUCGACUCGGAUAGGCACGCCUUAAAUGUCGAGUUUGUCAAGUAUAUGGACGGUCUGCUGGCACCGCUAGGGGCGGCACCAACGUUCGGGAAGCUUUUUGGACGGAUCUUCACCAGCGGGAAGCCGUUGAGGGCUUGGAGCAUUCUUUCGGCUGUGUACUUUGGCAUCCCGUCCCCCGCGCAGUGGAGGUUGUUUGGUGAAGGAAGCACACCUGUGUUGGCCGAGGAAACCCUGCUCAGGACUGAUGUGGACGCUGGUCAAUUAAGCGAAGGAGAGAAGUCGUUUCUUUGA
This is a messenger RNA of Colletotrichum godetiae, 1554 nucleotides long. Its product is annotated as flavin monooxygenase-like protein. NCBI's taxonomy places the organism in Eukaryota, Fungi, Ascomycota, Sordariomycetes, Glomerellales, Glomerellaceae. Gene Ontology annotation, molecular function: flavin adenine dinucleotide binding; N,N-dimethylaniline monooxygenase activity; NADP binding. Bases 1 to 1554 code for a protein of 517 amino acids. The record is from RefSeq and is a predicted model, not a curated record. The transcript has 3 exons.